Molecule: messenger RNA, 512 nt
Organism: Lycium barbarum (goji berry)
Lineage: Eukaryota; Viridiplantae; Streptophyta; Magnoliopsida; Solanales; Solanaceae
Product: large ribosomal subunit protein eL34-like
Exons: 1
Coding region: 139-501 (120 amino acids)
Biological process (GO): translation; ribosome biogenesis
Cellular component (GO): cytosolic large ribosomal subunit; ribosome
Molecular function (GO): structural constituent of ribosome
Source: RefSeq, a predicted model, not a curated record
AAGAAAAAGAAAAAGAAAAAUAUAUAUAUACACAUCCGCUAUAGAUAUAGAAGCUAUAUUUAUAUAGAAGCUAGCCUUAACUUCUUCAGCCCCCAGAACCAAAGAAAAAAGGAAGAUACCGAGAGAGUAACAGCAAAAAUGGUGCAACGGCUAACAUACCGUAAAAGGCACAGUUAUGCCACCAAAUCCAACCAACAUAGGGUUGUCAAAACCCCAAGUGGGAAGCUGAUUUACCAGACUACAAAGAAGAGGGCUAGUGGACCUAAGUGUCCUGUUACUGGAAAAAGAAUUCAAGGGAUUCCUCACUUGAGACCUGCUGAAUACAAGAGGUCCAGAUUACCUGGAAACAGAAGAACUGUGAACCGUGCUUAUGGUGGUGUCUUGUCAGGCAGUGCUGUACGUGAAAGGAUCAUAAGAGCCUUUUUGGUGGAAGAACAGAAGAUUGUGAAGAAGGUUUUGAAGAUCCAGAAAGCCAAGGAAAAGCUUUCAUCCAAGGCCUAAGUUUGUUAUCC